AACUGUUCACCGUGCACUGGAGUACUGAGGACUUUUAUUUUCGUAGAAUUUUGGCGGUACUAGUUUUAAUUACAUAAACAAAAACAGUCACAACUUGAUUACCUGAACAAUAUUUGGAAAUGUGCUAUUAAGCUAUUCUGUGCUAUUGUAAAAACUUUCUACAAAGUUUCGAUUUCUUGUGGAUACCGAAAGUGAAACUCCUUGUUGUGUUUUUGUUGUGAACAAUUUGAGUUUUGAAAUUGACUAAUCUUUGGACGCCAUGUUUGUUCUGAUAGCUUAGUUAUGGAAAAGAAUAAUUCAAGAAUUUUUAGUUUUCAUUUGCAAAAUUUAUUCAAUAUUACAGUUGUUUCUCCAUAUUAAGUUUGAUACUAUCAAUUCUAGCUUGAAACGAAUUAUUUUUCUUGCGUGUUAUAACUAAGAAUUGAUAAAGUUGUUUACAUGGCAUAAACCGUGAUGAGAUAAAAGUUAUUACAAGGAUAAAUCAGUAACUUUUUCUCCUUUUUAUAUUGUAACAAGAGUUUUUAUCACAAAAAAUAAUGGACGAAGCAAGUUUAGAAAUUGUUAAUGCCGGUGAAAUGUAUCCAAAGCAAGCAUUUGUAUCAGAUGAUGGUAUAUGUACAACGUCUUUCCCCUUACUUAGUGGAGAAAACCCACUGUUUAGAGGACGGACAUCAGAAGGAGUUAUUGUUGUAACAAAUUAUCGUUUAUAUCAUCCAGAAGGAACUUAUAUAAAUAUUCCACUUGGAUUAAUCGACUAUGUAGAAUGCAGAGAAAUCUUCUAUUUGUAUAUUUGUUGCAAAGAUGCACGCACCUUUAGGUGUAUCUUUGAUAAUACUGAUGAAACCCAAAAGUGGCUGAAGAGAAUUCAGAACUGUAUUAAACUGCCGGAAAAGAUUGAUCUUUGUUUUGCAUUUCGCUUUCUUUCAUGGACCAGGGAAGAGCAAAAAGAUAGUAUUGUCUCUCAAGCUCAUAAUAAUUCGUGGGCAUUACUUGAUUCCAAAGAUUCAUCAGUUGAGGAUAUUACAUCUGAAGCUGAACGCAUGGGUUUUGAUCUGAAGAGUGUGUGGAAAAUAAGCAAAGUUAAUGAAGAUUAUCAGUUUUGCCCUAGUUAUCCUCGCUAUAUAAUAGUUCCAUCUUUAAUAAAUGAUGAUGAUUUGAAAGAUUUAGCUAGUUUUCGGUAUUCAAGGCGAGUUCCUGCUGUUGUUUGGCGGCAUCAACAAAAUGGAUGCGUCAUUGCUCGCAGUAGUCAACCAAAAAUGGGUAUUUUGAGUUGGAGAAAUGCAAAUGACGAGAAAUUAAUCGAAGCCAUUUCAGUUGCUUGUGUUAUGGAUCCUGGCUAUAAUAUAAAGCUUGACUCUCCUGAUGAAACUUUUCUUAGAAGGGAUAUUGAGUCUGAUAUGUCUAUUUUUUGUGGUCAAGAUCAGGAAAAGAAAGCGCUUCAGAAGAAACUACUUAUAAUUGAUGCUCGCUCAUAUGCUGCAGCUAUGACAAAUAGAGCAAAAGGAGGGGGCUAUGAAUGUGAUGGUUAUUACUCUAAUUGUGAAAUUCAGUACAUGGGUCUUGCAAAUAUUCAUACGAUCCGUAAUAGUUUUGCUUGUCUUCGAGCUUUAUGUGCUCUUUCAGAUGAUCAAAAUUGGCUUUCUUCUUUGGAAAAUACAAAAUGGUUACAUCACAUCUCAGGAUUAUUAAGAGCUGCUCUAUUAGUAGUGAAUGCAGUUGAUGUUGAGGAGAGACCUGUUUUAGUACAUUGCUCUGAUGGUUGGGAUAGAACGCCUCAAAUUGUAGCACUGGCAGAAAUUAUGUUAGAUCCAUAUUACCGAACUAAAAAGGGUUUUCAAGUGCUAGUUGAGCGAGAAUGGUUAGAAUUUGGACAUAAGUUUGGUGAUCGCUGUGGUCACCCAGAUGGUACUGAUGACAGAAAUGAAAGGAGUCCUGUAUUUUUACAGUGGUUGGAUUGUAUAUAUCAACUUUUACAGCAAUUUCAAUGCCAUUUUGAAUUCAAUGAACAAUAUUUGGCACGACUGGCUAUUCAUACCUAUUCCUGUUUAUUUGGAACUUUUCUUUGCAACACUGAUGAAAGUAGAAGACGAACUUAUAGUGUUCCUCUUAGAACGUUUUCAAUAUGGCCUGUGCUGAAUGAAAAAAGUCAAUUUCAUAAUUAUUUAUACAGUCAUAGUAAUGAGAUUUUAAGGCCAUCUUACCAAAUUAGGAGCUUGUCAUUUUGGAAUGAUGUAUAUCUUCCUAACUGUUCUGCUAAUUUAGGGAAAUCAACUAUUCUACCUGUUGAAGAACCUCCUCCAUUGAUUGAAAAUGUCGAAAAAACUAAUCUUGUAAAAACUAAAUCUUGUGAUAAUAUCCAUAGCUCUGAGCAUUCUCAAAUUUUGCACCGACGUAACAGUGACCCAUCAUUAGUGGAGAACACAUUUCCUGAGCCUCCUUUGCUUUAUCCUAAAGUUCCUGAUUUUAAUGAGGGUGAUGUAUCAACUUGCUCUUCAAGCCAAAAAGUUAUGAAUGGAAUUAUCUCUAAUAGCGAAUCUGAAAAUGAAAGUAGUUUGGUAGAAAAAGGUGGUGACCAGUUAGAUAGUAGGACUAAUUUUAAAGAGAUGGCUUCCAGUUCAAAUUUAGUUUUACAAAAACCAGGUAUCAAUGGCUCUACUGAUACUCUAGUCAGUGAAAGUGGAGUCCUUGUAUCAGAACUUAGUAAAAGUGAGAAUAAAGAUAGGCCAGGUGUAUCUUCUGACUUCAAACAAGUGUCAAGUGUUGGUACCGAUACUAGUGACUUAUCCUUAUCAAUUGAAGACAUCUUACAAUCUAUCACUUUAAAUGGUAACUAUAUGGACUCUAGAUUACCUAACUGGUUUCAAAAUGUUAUAGGGGCAUAUAUUUGUAGUAAAAGGAAUGGCUCAACCAAUUCUUGUAGCUGCAGUUAUACCACUCCUAAUCACUCUCGAACUCCGAGCUCAGGUUUUCCUGCUACACCUUGUGAUGAUCCUAGCGAAAUGCCAAAUUUAAAAAAAGAUAUAGUUUGUCAGACAAUGGACUUUGAUGGCCUAAACCUUGUACCAAAUUUUGUUCAAGAAAGAAUUAAGAAACUUAUUUUGCACUACAAGAAUAAAGUGGGGAACCUUCAUAUGGAGUUAUCAGCAGCAAGAUGUGAAUUUUUGCAACAUAUAUGCCAUUAUUAUCAGAGCAAAGAAGGCAGGUGCUUAGAUGGGGAUGAAGCUCCCUCUUUGGCCGAUUCUGCUUCUAGUGGUGAUCCCCUUCCAGAAAGUAAUGGAUCCGAAAGUAGCUGGGAUAUGUUGUGGUCACCAGAUCAUGCUGCAGCUAAUGUCACAGUGAAGAUGUGAUUUUUUCUUAAUUAUCAAAUUUAGUUUUGUUCCUGAAAACUUUUCAGCAUGACUGGAAACAAUGUUCAAGAUUUUAGAUUUUGUUCAACAAAAACAAUCAUCUUCCUUAACUAAUCUGGGUUCCUACUACAUUGAAAAUAUUUACUAAGAAAAAGAUGAUACCUACUUGUAUCUCAUUUACUGGAUGACUUAAAAUCUUUUAUCUUUUUGCUAGUGCUAAUAUAUUCAAGUUAUUUUUACUAAAUUAAAAGUCACUUUAUUUAUGUUUUUAAAUUGUGUUGUAUUGCUUAUACAAAUGUACACUUAUGUUUAUUGUUUGAAAUUAAUUUGUAAUAUAAAUACUAUUUACAUACACAAAUCUAUGUAGUUAUUGAAAUUUUUGUCUUAAAAGUUUCUUUACAGAAUUGGAAACUCUACCGCAUAAUAAUAGUGAGACAUUAUUCUUCUUUUACGUUUUUAUCAGAUUAUUUUUAAAUGUGAAAUUUUUUUAAAAAAAACCAAAACUUUUACUUUAAAUAAAAAAAGAAAUUCUUUAUAAAUUUUAAAACAAUAUGGGUACUAUUUUUUUUACUCAAUUACUAAAUCAAAAUAUUUAAUUGAAUCUUUUCCAAUUUGGUUUGAUUGAGUAGUCACCAAACAGUGGUUUUCAACCAGAAAGUCUUUAACGACAUGCACUUAAAUGUGUGAAUCGAGAUAUAAAUCAAAUUCGAGAAAGUGAGAUAUCUAAAAUCAUGGAAACUUUUAAAUGAGUUGAUUAUAUUUGGUUGUUCAGACAUAAAAGGCAAUUUCUAUUGUGGUUACCUUUUAAUAAAGAAUUACAAUAAAAAAUUAAAAUUUUUAUGACUUCUUAUUAACGUUUAAGCAUUUCCGCUAUAUGAUUAAUAAAAAUUGAGCGCAAAAAAUCGACUAUAAGUAAAUUAAGCAGACACUGGAGCAACAUAAAUUAUAUUUACUUAAAUAAUUAAUGUUCCACCUACCCAAACUUAAAAUUUCUUAACAAUUAAUUCUACCUUGUGAACUAUUUCUCUAGUUUUUUUUUUACCCCCGCAAUUAUUAAAGGUGGAAACCAUUGCUCUUGAUUAUUACCAACUAAAUAAGUCUAAAAUAUAUGAAGUACACUUAAUGGUGUCCUGACAAAUAUUAAAUUUUAAACUACUGCUUUUAAUUUAGGACAAACCUCUUACCAUUUAAAAGCAGGUCUAAAAACUUUGAAUUACGGGAAAGACAGUUGUGCUGUUGCUGUUAAUGAAUGGGUUUUAUCUUACUUAAAUAAAUGUUAUUUCCUUCAUUUUGAAAAAAUAUGUAUAUAUACAUAUUAAAAAUUAAAUUCAAAUCAAAGAGGGAAAAUAUUUGCUAUUAUAUAGAUAAUGAAGCUCGAUUUUUUUUACUGACCUAUUAAAUGUUAUUUUACCUUAAUUUGUAUAAAAUAAACAAGAGACUUCUUAUUUGAAUGUAUAUAUUGGUUGACUUAAUCGAUCUAUCAUUUACGUGUAGGGUUUAGAAAAGUUUUAUCUUUAUGUUAUACUCAAAAUUUUUAUUUUAUUUAGUUUCUCAAUAUUUUUGAAAUAAACUCAAUUUAUGAUUCUUUCUUUAUGAAUGUAUGUAAAUUUAUAUUUCUUAUUUAUACAUAUUGUUUACCUUAUAUGAAUCAUCCAGUUACAAAACUUAUUUUAGAUUUCAUCCAGAUUUUUUUUUUUUUUAAAUUGAAAACAUCUUCUGAAUCGGGUUUAUUUUCAAUGACUCAAAACUGAACAUAAAAACAGAAAAGCUGUUAAGUCUGUAACGCAAGUUAUUUUCAUUUAGAAAAAAAAAUCUGAGUGGCAUUUAAUAUAUUUUGAAACUGGUAAAAUUCUAAAGGAUUGUAGUUUUUAGUGAUUGUAACUCUGGAAAGAAUUGGAAAAUGGUUGCUCCUUAAAUUGUUAAAGUUUUCCGAUAAAAUGUACUAUAUUUCUGUGAAGAAAAAAAAAAUUAAAUUUGGAUCUUCAAAAAAAAAAAGUAUGAAAUAAUAUUUUCAUUAUAUUAUUUUUAAUAAUAUUGUACAUAAAAAUAUAAAAUAUUAGUCCAAAAUGUGAGAAAAAUGCCUGACUGUAUAAUUUGAAUAAAGCUUUUCCACACUUUAUGCAAA
Messenger RNA from Parasteatoda tepidariorum (common house spider), 5472 nucleotides. Its product is annotated as phosphatidylinositol-3,5-bisphosphate 3-phosphatase MTMR3. Gene Ontology annotation, biological process: phosphatidylinositol dephosphorylation; regulation of autophagy. Gene Ontology annotation, cellular component: cytoplasm; membrane. Gene Ontology annotation, molecular function: phosphatidylinositol-3,5-bisphosphate 3-phosphatase activity; phosphatidylinositol-3-phosphate phosphatase activity; protein phosphatase binding. The record is from RefSeq and is a predicted model, not a curated record. NCBI's taxonomy places the organism in Eukaryota, Metazoa, Arthropoda, Arachnida, Araneae, Theridiidae.